AUCGUAUUGGGUCGUAUCGCUUCGCAUCUACCUUAUCAACUCAUGUUGAUGAAUUUCCGUGCGAACGAAUCAGGAACUUCAGCAUCAUCGCACACAUUGAUCAUGGGAAAUCGACGCUAGCAGACCGGUUGCUCGAAGCGACAAGAACGAUACAACCUGCAACAACUGGUUUGAACAAACAAGUUUUGGAUAAGUUGAAGGUUGAACGGGACCGAGGCAUUACGGUCAAGGCACAGACCGCGAGCAUGAUUCAUUCUUUCAAUGGGAAAAAACACCUUCUGAACUUAAUUGACACGCCUGGUCAUGUCGACUUUGCGUGGGAAGUAUCGCGUUCCCUCUCGGCAUGCCAAGGCGCUCUGCUGCUUGUGGAUGCCACACAGGGUGUACAGGCUCAAUCGUUAUCUGUAUUUCACAUCGCGAAGGAGAGGGGACUUGUUAUCAUCCCUAUCAUUAACAAGGUGGAUCUCCCUCAAGCCGAUGUAGAAGCAGUUUCCGCACAGAUGUGCUCAACUUUUGAUCUGGAUCUCUCGGACAUAUUGUGCAUUUCCGCGAAAACGGGAUCAGGAGUUGGUCAGGUUCUAGAUGCAAUUCAUGACCGCAUCCCGCCUCCAGUAGGAGACCCUCGCGCACCGCUGAAAGCGUUCUUGUUCGACUCUUCAUAUGAUCGUUAUCGGGGAGUGAUUUCACUUGUUUCCAUAAGCUCUGGAUCGUUGCGCAAAGGAGACAGAAUUAUGUCUUGCCAUACCCGAAAACGAUACGACGUGUCGGAUGCAGGAAUUUUGCACCCUGAGGAAGUCAGUACACAAGUCCUUCUCCCUGGUCAAGUCGGAUACAUCGUCUGCAAUAUGAAGGAAUUGUCUGAAGCACAUAUCGGCGAUACAUUUCAUCGCCAGGGAGAAUUCGUUGAGCCAUUGGAAGGAUUUGCUCCGGCCAGAGCUAUGGUGUACGCUGGGAUUUUCCCUGUAGAUACAAAAGACUUCCCCAAGUUGGAAGAAUCGAUUAAAAGGCUUGCACUCACAGAUCGCAGUGUGACCAUUCAACGAGAAUCCUCCACUGCUCUGGGACAGGGCUGCCGAUUAGGGUUUUUAGGCACUCUACACAUGGAUGUCUUUCGACAAAGGCUGGAGGAUGAAUAUGACGCGAAUGUGAUAAUCACGGCACCAACUGUCCCGUACAAAGUUGUUUACAAGGACCGAACGAUGACAAUCAGUAAUCCCACUGAGUUCCCGGAUGCGCAUGAGUCAAACUACAAGGUCGUGGAAAUCCAGGAGCCUAUGAUCAAUGCCAAAAUCAUUGCUCCGCAAGACUAUCUUGGAGAAAUGAUAGCCUUGUGUACAUCACACCGAGGCAAAAACAUAGAACAUAAAUAUCUUUCUUAUGGCGUGGGGAAUCCAGGUGUUGGAUCAUCUCAUGUGCUUCUCACUACAAGACUCCCGUUGUCUGAAGUCGUAACGGACUUUUACGACUCACUAAAACACCGAAGCUCGGGAUAUGCAAGCUUUGAUUACGAGGACGCCGGAUAUGAGGCAUGCGAUAUGAAGAAGAUGACGUUCCUAUUGAAUGGUAAACCUAUUGAUGCAUUAGCUAUGAUCGUUCACAAUACUUGCGUGCAAAACGUUGGCAGAGCAUGGGUGAGGAGACUAAAGGAAGUCAUUCCACGACAUCUAUUCGAGGUUGCUAUCCAAGCUGUCGUGGGUUCAAAGGUUGUUGCUCGCGAAACUCUGUCGGCCUUGCGCAAAGAUGUUACUGCGGGACUGUACGGAGGGCAUUAUGAACGCAAGUUGAAGCAUUUGAACAGACAGAAGGAAGGGAAAAGAAAAAUGAAAAGGAUUGGGAACAUAGAGUUGCCACAAGGAGCAUUUUACCAAGUGCUUGGUUCUGCAUCGCCAAAGUAAACUAGGUAAUUGGAACAGCCAGUGAAUCGCAUAUUCAUCCCUUUGGAUAAUGCGCAAGUUAGAGAAUUUCUAGUUUGGCGGAAGCAUGAGAAACAUCAAAGUUUGUUGUCUUCUUCAUCGUACAUCUCUGUUACCAUCCU
Messenger RNA from Cantharellus anzutake, 2035 nucleotides. Its product is annotated as Guf1 protein. The transcript has 22 exons. NCBI's taxonomy places the organism in Eukaryota, Fungi, Basidiomycota, Agaricomycetes, Cantharellales, Hydnaceae. The record is from RefSeq and is a predicted model, not a curated record. Bases 246 to 1895 code for a protein of 549 amino acids. Gene Ontology annotation, biological process: positive regulation of translation. Gene Ontology annotation, cellular component: mitochondrion. Gene Ontology annotation, molecular function: GTP binding; mitochondrial ribosome binding; GTPase activity.